This is a messenger RNA of Saccostrea echinata, 1820 nucleotides long. Its product is annotated as steroid 17-alpha-hydroxylase/17,20 lyase-like. The transcript has 11 exons. Lineage: Eukaryota; Metazoa; Mollusca; Bivalvia; Ostreida; Ostreidae. The record is from RefSeq and is a predicted model, not a curated record. Gene Ontology annotation, molecular function: heme binding; steroid 17-alpha-monooxygenase activity; iron ion binding. Gene Ontology annotation, biological process: progesterone metabolic process; hormone biosynthetic process. The coding region runs from base 94 to 1605 and encodes 503 amino acids.
AUAGAAGUAAGUAGAAUAAAAAUCGUGUGUCUUGGAAUUUUUAUGUUUGUAAACAAUUGCUGGAUUACAGUUUCCAUAACUGAGUUUUAAACCAUGAUAAGCCUUUCCUUAAACACACAGACGUUGGUUGUUAGUGUUUGUGUUGGUCUUCUGGUAUAUUACGUCAUCAAACGCCUACGAUAUCGUCUGCCACCAGGGCCUUGGUGCAUACCAGUCAUUGGCCACUAUCAAAUUUAUAGCGCACCUAGUCUACAUAGGCAAGUCGUUGAACUUUCCAAAACAUAUGGGCCUGUUGUACGACUCUCGGUUGGACCAUCAACAUGGGUGUUUCUAAAUAACUUUGAUGUUGUCUUGGAGGCGCUGGUGAAAAGAAAUGCAGAUUUUGCAGGACGAACACCUUUCCCAUCAGGGGAAAUGUUUACUGAAGGCGGCAAAGACAUCGUAUUAAGUACAUAUACACCAACAUGGAAAUUCCAUAGGAAAGUCGCAGGGAAAGCUCUUCGGCACUAUUUACAAGGAGAUCUUCUAGAAAACAUGAUUCAGGACAACAUGACCAAGUUCUUGGAUAAAAUGGCCGAGGAAAAGGAACCGUUUGAGUUCAGUACUUAUGCUAACUUAAUGGUUUACCAUCAACUCUACACAAUUUGCUUCGGAGAGAAGAAAUCACCUGAUGACCCGGAAGUGAUGUCACUGUUGAAGCUUGACGAGGAAUUGAUAGAGACAUGGGGAGUUGGGCUCUUCAUGUUGUUUGAAGAUGCUUUUCCGUAUCUGAAGGACAUAUGUCCGACGAAAACGUGGAGAAAUCUUACAAGAAUUACAGAGGAUAUGUUUAAAGUGAUUCGCACCAAAUUUUAUGAACACAAAGCGACAUUUCAAUCAGGCGUUAACAGAGACUUUACUGACAGUUUACUUAAAGCGAGACAAGAAGCUGAAAACGAGGGGGAUGAGGACGCUCUUGAGAAACUGACCGAUACACAUUUAAUUCAAACCAUUAUGGAUAUAUUUUUGGCUGGGACAGAAACCACUAGAUUUACUAUGGACUGGUUCAUGAGUUUUAUUUCUGGAAUUCCAGAAAUCCAGAUGAAAUGUCAGGAGGAAAUAGACCGAGUUGUUGGCUCAGACCGCAUAUCAAUGAAGCAUCGGAACGCCUUGGAUUUUACCGAGGCCUGUCUGUUUGAAACUUGGCGAAGGGCAUCCUUAGUCGCUUUGAGCAUUCCACAUGCCACAAUAUGUGACACAAAAGUUGGCGGUUACGAUAUCCCCAAAGGGACAACGGUCCUCAUCAACAUUUGGGCGCUUCACAAUGACCCCAACUACUGGAAGGAUCCCGAGAAAUUUGACCCUUAUCGCUUCCUGGAUGAAAACGGUAAAUUGAAACCGACAAGACCAGAGAGUUGGCUUCCUUUUUCGGCAGGCCGACGAGUGUGUUUGGGAGAGACACUCGCUAGACCGGAUAUUCUGCUAAUGUGUGCAAAUCUGCUACAGAGAUUUGAGAUCCACCUCCCCGAGGGUGUCAAGCCACAGCUUGGUGGCAAAGUUCUCUCAGAGGGCAUGGACGUACCGGUGGAUUACAAGAUUGUCGUCAGGGAACGUCAAAAACAAUAAAAUCCGAAUUUAUUAUAUUGCUAUUAUGGAACUUGCAUAUUUUAAUUCUUCAGUUAUGCAUACUUAAAUUACUGAUGUACAUAAUUAUUUAAUGUGCAUAGUAAGACGUUUUCACUGAAAUCACACAGUAUUUUUUCGUCAUAUAUUUAGUGAUUCUUUUGCAACGAAAUGACUAAUUUUAAACUUUUACAUACAGUGAGACAAGUAUUUUCGUU